Coniosporium apollinis CBS 100218 is the source of this 1314-nucleotide messenger RNA. RefSeq lists its product as uncharacterized. NCBI's taxonomy places the organism in Eukaryota, Fungi, Ascomycota, Dothideomycetes. The record is from RefSeq and is a predicted model, not a curated record. The transcript is spliced from 6 exons. The coding region runs from base 1 to 1314 and encodes 437 amino acids.
AUGGCGAGCAAUACGGUGACCAUAGGGAAGGCUUAUUUCAGGGCGUUGCUUCGCCGCGCCGAAUUUGAUAUCGACGAUGACCAGUUCAACACGCCUAGCAACGUUCUGCCGUCGACCGUACUUAUCACCAAGGCUGAGUAUGAUUACCUGACCCGCUCUGAAAGGGAAUACAACAUUCUUCGGACAGCCCUGCUCCGCGGUGGCCUCUCCCAUGAGACUUUGAACUGCCUCAUCUCUGGCGAGGGCAACGACCUAGAGAGCAACGCUGAGUCCGCCCACUAUGGCUGGGAGGGGACCUUCCAACGGCCCAAGCCGGUACCGGUCACUAUCUCCGAGCCGCACGAUUAUGUACCAACCUCGGAGACCUCAGAGAGCAUGCACAACGGCAACGGUUUUCUUUCGAAGCCUCAGGCCAGUUUCGCAAGGUCCAACAGCUUCGGGAUGGCGCCAUCCGCAGACGACAUGCCGCCGGAGCACCAUGUCGAUCUUGGUUCGCUGGACCCAGAAAGUUAUGCGAAGCAAGCACCGUUUCCACGCAAUGACCAGCGUACUAUCUUGUUCACGAAUCUCCAUGAGUCCACAGCACACAAGGAUCUUGUCGGCAUCGUACGUGGAGGGCGGUUGCUCGACAUCUUCCUUAGAGGUGAUCGAACAGCUAUCGUCUCAUUCGUGGAAGGUGCACAAGAGUUCCUGAAGCAUGCCAAGCGCAAUGACUUCUAUCUCCACGGCAAGCGGCUCGAAGUCCAGUGGAACGACCGCCAAUUCCACAUGCCUCCCCACGUCGCCAACAAAAUCUCUAUUGGCGCUACGCGCAACCUCGUAAUCCGCAAUGCACAAUCAAAAGGUCUUUCCGAGACCCGCAUCCGAGAAGACAUGGAGCAUGUCCACCACCUCGUCAUUGUCGAAGUGAAGUUUCGUGACGGCGAUGCCUACGUCUCCACAAACAGCGUACACAACUGUCUGUUUGCGCGCACCUGCAUGAUGAGCCGAAGGGACUACAAGGGACUGCGCAUUGAGUGGUACCCAGAUGAAUGUGCCGCUCCUUUACCGCAGAGCAUACCCCAGCCGCGAUCGCUUCCGCCGUGGAAGGUGCCAACAGCCAAUGUACCGCAGCAUUCUGGAAGACAAAUGCCCCAAGCUCAAAAACCAGCUGCUGCGCACACGGCAAACCGAUUCGGUGUGCUGAACAUGGAUGGCUCCGAAGAGUCUUCCGACUCUGAAUCUGGGGAUGACCAAGACGAGACAAUUAAUGGUGUCGAGUUGUCAAGCACUGGUAUGGAGUCUCCCUGGGCUACGCCACGUAUUGGGGCCUGA